GAUUUCUACCGGCGACGCGUUCUAAUCGGUGCUCUACGGCGUCUCGUGGCGCCAGCGUUGUCCGGACGCCAAAGAGCAGCAUUCAGUGAUAAAUUGCCAUUGCGAGCCUCGUACGCGACGCAAACUUAUCACUGGACAGCGCACGUUGCGGCAUAGCACCGCCGGACAUCCCGGCACGCGCCCUGCAAGCAAGCUCGGUUGAAAAAGGCUCUCCUGGCGUGAACAACGCGUUGCUGUGCAGAGCAGUGCAAAACGCAUAAAUACUCGUAGAGUUACAAACGCGUGCCGUGAACGAGCGCAGCGCAUCGCAGCCAUGCCCAAGCAAAAGCGGGCCGACAAGCUCAAACACAAGGGCGACAAGCGCCGGAAGACGGACAACCUCGAGGUCGUUUUGAGGGAGGACCUAGCACAAUCAUCAGGAAUCGUGCAGCCGAAGCCGCCGCGCGCGCCGAAGCAACGAAGUCGAGCGGACUCAGACGACGAGCUCGACCCUGAACAACAAAAAAAGAUCGAGACCAUGGCGCGGGCCCAGGCCUCGGAUGAAUUACAAAGAGAGGUGCAAAUCAUGAGAGACGACUCGUCCAGUGACGACGAAAGUGAAGACGAUUUAGGACUAGACGACGACGGCGAGGAUAUAGAUGGUCUAGAUUUCGGCGCGGAGGCGCUGUCGCCCUCACAAAGUGCAUUAGUAGACUCCUUCCUGAACCCGGGCGGGCGGACGCGAACGCUGGCGGACCUGAUCAUGGAGAAGAUCGCCGAGAAGGAGGCCGCGCAGCACGGCGACGACGAUGAGGACGAUGAUGAUCAAUUGCCAGACAAAGUAGUAGAAGCUUAUACCGGCAUGGUGCCCUUGCUGCGGCGAUAUAGGUGUGGCAAAUUACCGAAGGCCUUCAAGGUCAUCCCGGCCUUAGAGAGGUGGGAGGAGAUCCUCUGGAUGACCCGUCCAGAUGAAUGGAGCCCGCACUGCGUGCACGCCGCGACUCGGGUCUUCGCUUCGAAUUUAGACCCGAAACGGGCUCGUACCUUCUACGGGGACGUGUUGCUGGAAAGGUGUCGGGACGACAUCCGAGAGCACCGUCGUCUCAACUACCACUUGUAUCAGGCGCUGCACCGCGCGUUGUUCAAACCGGCGCCCUGGUUCAAAGGGGUUUUGCUACCUUUAGUGAAGAGUGGCGACUGCACUUUAAGGGAGGCGUUGGUGUUUGGGUCGGUACUGGCCAAGGCCAGUGUCCCCCAGGCGCACGCGGCCGUGGUCAUAAUGAAAUUGGCGGAGCUGCCCUACUCGGGCGCGCAGUCGGUGUUUCUGAUAGUGUUAUUGAAUAAGAAGUACGCGCUGCCCGUGCGCGUCGUGAGCGCCGUCGCGCGCUGUGUGGAAACCAAAUUUCGGGCGCCCCACGCCAUCGACGCGAUGUUGUCUCCGUAGCUGCAUCUGCUCGAUGGCGUGGACCUAACUCACUGGUUGAUUACCACACAGGUCGCGAAGGCGUUCCUGGCGCACGCCGACGACUCGUCCGAGCGGCCGGUGUUGUGGCACCAAUCUCUACUAGUGUUCGUGCAGAGAUAUAGGGGCGACCUGUCGGACGACCUCUCGGGCCGGAUCCUGAAAUUGCUCAAAACGCACCGCCACCACACGAUCACGCACGACAUCCGGCGGGAGUUGACGGCGGGCCACCGGCAGCGGGCGGCCGCGGCGGCGGCGGCGCGGUAGGCGUCGUCUAAGAUUGACCAACUCCUCCAUUGCGUCACAUACGCGGCGGCGACGGCGUCGAGGGCUCUUGCGUUUAGGAAAGCCUGCUAG
Pelagomonas calceolata is the source of this 1798-nucleotide messenger RNA. The record is from the annotation of a GenBank genome assembly. Lineage: Eukaryota; Pelagophyceae; Pelagomonadales; Pelagomonadaceae.